Messenger RNA from Chanos chanos (milkfish), 2724 nucleotides. It is a transcript of the gene vwa2, whose product is annotated as von Willebrand factor A domain containing 2. Gene Ontology annotation, molecular function: calcium ion binding. Gene Ontology annotation, cellular component: basement membrane. Bases 1 to 2724 code for a protein of 907 amino acids. The record is from RefSeq and is a predicted model, not a curated record. The transcript is spliced from 14 exons. Lineage: Eukaryota; Metazoa; Chordata; Actinopteri; Gonorynchiformes; Chanidae. Gene Ontology annotation, biological process: calcium-independent cell-matrix adhesion.
AUGGGAAGGAUUGCGCGUGUAAAGGACCUGAUGCGUUCGCACCAGCUGUUGGGCGCGGAAGGGGAGGAGAACAGAGUCGCCUGCCCAAAAGAACCUGUCCGCAGCGCUCGCGCCUGGAAAGGGAUUGCUGCUCCCAUCUAUUUACAAGCAGGAGGCUGUGUUAGCAGGCUGUGUGAGGAGGCUGUGGUAGCAGGCUGUGUGAGGAGGCUGUGUCAGGAGGCUGUGUUAGCAGGCUGUGUCAGGAGGCUGUGUCAGGAGGCUGUGGUAGCAGGCUGUGUUAGCAGGCUGUGUGAGGAGGCUGUGUCAGGAGGCUGUGGUAGCAGGCUGUGUCAGGAGGCUGUGUUAGCAAGCUGUGUCAGGAGGCUGUGUCAGGAGGCUGUGUUAGCAGGCUGUGUUUCUCCUGGUUUCACUGUGCAGGAGAUCCACACAGACCAUGAGACUCUUAUGAAGAUUGACGCAGCAGCAGACAUGAUGCAGUGCUCUGCUGCGAUGGACAUCCUGUUUCUGAUGGACGGCUCGUACAGUGUGGGGAAGGGCAGCUUUGAAAGGUCGCGACACUUCAUCCAGAGAGUGUGUGAUGCUCUGGACAUAGGAGCUGAAACGGUGCGAGUGGGGGUUGUUCAGGUCGGAUCUACGAUCAGAUUAGAGAUCGCACUGGACUCCUACUCCACUAAAGAAGAACUGAGGAAACGACUAAAGAAAAUCCCCUACCGAGGGGGAAGCACACAGACAGGUCUGGCUCUGAAAUAUGUUCUGAGAAAGGGUUUUCCUGGCAGGAGGAAUUCUAGUGUUCAUCAGAUGGUCAUUCUCCUCACUGAUGGAAAGUCCCAGGGGGCUGUUCUGCUGGCUGCCUCUGAGCUGAAGCAGUCAGGUGUGACUGUGUUUGCAGUGGGCCUCCGAUAUCCCAGGUGGGAGGAACUGCAUAUGCUGGCCAGUUCUCCAGUGGAGAGCCAUGUGUUUUUUGCUGAACAUUUCCGUGAUGCUGUGAAUGGGUUGUACACAGCUCUCACCACGUCCUCUGUCUGUACCGCUGUUCCCUCAGGAUGUAAAAUAGAAGCUUAUCAGUGUGAACGGAAAACCCUGGAGACUGUGAGGGAAUUACAAGGGAAUGUCAUGUGCUGGAAGGGAUCCAGAGGAUAUUCACCAUAUACAUCUCUCUGUCCUUACUACAGGUAUAGUAAAGUUUACAGAAGACACCCCACUGUCUGCCACAGAACCAUAUGUCCAGACCCCUGUGAUUCCCAGCCAUGUCAGAACGGGGGAACCUGUGUGUCUGAGGGGCUGGAGAAAUAUCACUGUGUGUGUCCGACCGGUUACAGCAGUGACCCCAACUGUGCCCCCGUGCUGAGUUUGGACUGCUCGGUCGACGUGCUCUUCUUGGUGGAGGGCUCAAGCACUCUCACUCUGGAGGGCUUCCUGCGCUUCAGGUCCUUUCUGAAGCGUUUUCUGCAGGCGGUGAUGACCUCAGACAGCCCUGUGAAGGUCGGCCUGGCCCAGUACGGCACUGAGGUGAAGAUCGAGUCAAUGAUUGGUGAGCACAAAGAUGUGAAGAACCUGAUCCAGGCUGUGGAUGGCCUUCGGCAUCGAGGAGGGCGGGCAAACACCGGGCAAGCACUACGCUACGUAACUCGGCACGGUUUCCACAGCGCGCCGGUGUUCGCCGAUGUUCAGGACGACCUGCCGCGGGUAGUGGUGCUCCUCACGGGCACCCCCUCCGCUGAUCCCGUCGUGGAGCCGGCGAAGUACGCCCGCGACCGCGAGAUCUUCAUCAUCGGCGUCGGCCCAGAAUCGAUGAAGGCUGAAGUGAACAACAUCACAGGCAACCCCCAGCGGACUGUGUUGUAUGUCUCUCCGGACCGGCUGAGUGAGAAGAUUCCAGAACUCAGAGCCAAGAUCUGCAGCGUGGAUAACCAGGGUUGUUUGGGGCAGGCUGUGGACCUGAUCUUUGUCCUGGAUGCCUCGGCAGCUGUGGGGAGGGAGAACUUCAUUCAUCUUACAGACUUUGUGCGGAGCACCUCUGUGCAGUUUGACGUGAACCGUGACCUGGCCCAGGUGGGACUGGUGGUGUACGGCCGCCAGCCCGUCACCGUCUUUGACCUGGACAAACAUGACUCUGGUUCGUCCGUGCUGAGGGCUGUAACCGAGGCAACUUAUCUGGGGGGCGUGGCCUCCACUGGCUCCGCCCUGCUCCACGUCCACUCCAACAGCCUGACCAUCCGAAAAGGCGCACGGCCCGGCGUAAACAAAGUGGUGGUGGUUCUGACGAGUGGAACGGGAUCUCUAGACGCUGUCGUUCCUGCACAGAAAAUCCGAGAUAACGGUGUGUCCCUGUUUGUGAUGGGAAUCGGUGACGUGCAGCGGGAAAGCCUGCUGCGUAUGGCGGGAGCGGAGGAUCACGUGAUAUCAGUGGCGCUGUAUGAGGAUCUGAAGUACUUUGAGGAUGUGAUGGUGCAGAUGGUGUGUGCAGACGUGAAGAGGCCUGUGCACCUUUGCAGACCCAACCCCUGUAUGAAUGACGGCGUCUGUAUCCUGUUAAAUAAGAGCUACCGCUGCGAGUGCCGUGGGUGGGAGGGGCCUCACUGUGAAACACGAGGCAGGAGGCCGUCGUCCAGAGGGGAUCUGCCCAGACCUGCAGGACAGAGACACAGACACAGGACAGGCCAGGGAGAGCUCCGCAAACGCUACAGAGAACAGCACAGGAGACACACAACCAGGACCCAGUGA